This is a messenger RNA of Saccostrea echinata, 3420 nucleotides long. RefSeq lists its product as uncharacterized. Bases 1 to 3420 code for a protein of 1139 amino acids. Gene Ontology annotation, biological process: proteolysis. NCBI's taxonomy places the organism in Eukaryota, Metazoa, Mollusca, Bivalvia, Ostreida, Ostreidae. The record is from RefSeq and is a predicted model, not a curated record. The transcript has 28 exons. Gene Ontology annotation, cellular component: membrane. Gene Ontology annotation, molecular function: zinc ion binding; metalloendopeptidase activity.
AUGUACAAACAGCCAAUGGAGGAACUAUCAAUGAUUGUUGGAAAAAGGGAAAGACGCCAUGCAAGAAGAAAAGUACAAAUAAAGAAUAGCUAUAAAAAAUUAAUUGGUCAUGGUGGAUCUGUAAUUGACCGUAAGGCCUAUGAUCCCGACUCCACUAUAGCUGGUCUAUUGGCGGGAAUGUUUGUGAAAAGAAAUGGAAUCGAAAGAUCGCCACACAUUGAUUUUCAACAUAGUCAAAGAUAUCAAGGUCAACAACUGGAUUCGCACAAGUUUACUCAUAAACAAAAAGUACAGUUUGGAUUAGAAUCAGAAAAUGAAAGUGAUCUCCAAAAACGCAGAAGAAGAAACUUUAUAAUACAAGAUGGUUCACUUUGGCCAAAAGGCGUAGUUCCGUACGAACUGGACUCAAAUCUAACCCCCGAUGCUUUGGAAGUUAUUAACGCGGGAAUUAAAAUGAUGAACAAUCUUACUUGUGUCCGAUUUGCCAGACUUGGAACUGCUACCGCCAGCAAUGUUCCCCAUGGAAACUGGGUCAGGUUUUUUAGUGGGAGCGGAUGUUGGUCUUAUGUUGGAAUGAUAGGAUGGGGUCGUCAGGAUAUUAGCUUACGAGACCCAGGCUGCAUUAGUGUUGCUACAACCAUUCAUGAAAUGUGUCACGCUCUCGGAAUGUGGCAUGAGCAGAAUAGAAGAGACAGGGACCGUUACAUUCAACUUUACGGAGACAACAUUCAAAAUGGCGGACUCAGCAAUAUUAAUUUUGCAGCCAUAACAACUAGACUGUUGUAUCCAUACGACAUAUCUUCUGUUCUCCAGUACAGUUUAAAUUCAUUUGCCAUUGAUAGAAGUAAACCAACAAUACGUUCCAAGGAUCCGAGACUGGCCUUCUUGGCGGCCAAAGCCGAAGGUCUUAUGUACUACGACGCACGGGAGAUUACCACUGUCUAUGGAUGCACAAAGGAUUGUAACAACCCGCCUACCUGUGAAAAUGGUGGCUAUGUAAACCAUGUCUGCAAGUGCCACUGUCCUUCACCUCUAGCCGGAAGUAAUUGUUCGUCUGUCAAGUCAAGUCAAGGCUGUGGAGGUGUCAUAUCUUUACCAGAAGACGGGGAACAUGUUAUUACGUCAUCCAAUUACCCCAAUAAUUACAGAGUGGGAGAAGAGUGCGUAUGGCUGGUCAAGGCACCACCAGAUCGCCAUAUACAGCUGACUAUAGACUUCAUGGAUGUCUCUGAUAAUGGUUACGACACAUGCUAUCAUUGGUUGGAAGUCCGAUAUAACCUCAUGGGACAAGACGGCCCAGAACUUUGCGGUCUGCGAAAAGCAGAAAGAAUCUACACAACAGCUGAUGAAUUAAAGAAUGUAAUGAUUCUGAGGUUCAACACAGCUGUCUCCAGCGACAGGCCACCAUCUAAAGGAUUCCACCUUACUGUCAAGAGCAUUGGAAUGAGUUGCGUUGACCACCCCUGUGUCUUCGGUAAAUGUGUAGACACCAAUACCUCGUACUGGUGUGAAUGCCAGACCGGGUUUAAUGGAACCAAUUGUGAUCAAAUUAUCGACGCAAACAUGUACUUCUUUGCUAACUUUGAUGACCCUGGAAUGAUAAUUUUACAAAAUGAAGCCACAGACUCUUUUGACUGGACCCUAAACUCGAACGAAACACCUUCUUCAAAUACAGGACCAAGCUAUGCUCACUCGGGAAAAUAUUACAUGUACAUUGAGACAUCUUCGCCCCGGUCCCAGGGCGAUACUGCUAUUCUAAGUACAGGAUUGGUCAGUUUUUCAAUAGCGCAAGAGAGGUGUCUGAAAUUCUUUUAUCAUAUGUAUGGAUCGACAGUUGGUUCCCUAAAAGUAUUCUACAAAGGAACAGAUAUUGCAAAAACAGUGGCAUUCAGUCGAUCUGGCGACCAAGGAAACCAGUGGAUUCAGGCUGAAAUCGAUAUUCCUGCAGUACAAAAUCUUAAAAUUGAUUUCGAGGGAAUGGCAGGAUCUAGCUUCACUGGAGAUAUUGCUAUUGAUUCGAUAGAGCUCCUCAGCCAUGGCUGUUCUUCAACUACAAUUGCAUCUCCUACUAUUAGUACUACUGUGAAACCUACCAUGCAUAUGGAAACAACUGUUGAAGACACGCCCACACCAAUAGAAACCACGCCUACAAACAAUAUCACCUCUCCUAUAAGUAUUGAAGAUGCACUAAACAAGAAUAAGUCUGGAAGUAGUCAAGAGACCACACCUACCAUCAUUAAGGACUCAAACAUUACCCCGAAUCAAACUACUACAGCAACAGGAACAACAAUACCUUCCAUUGUUAAAUGUGGAUUUGAAACUGGAAAAACUUGUUUUAUGGAAAAUAUGGCCCAGAGUUCAAAUCAGAUUGGGAAAGAGGUUCUGAUUCAGCCUGAUAUACAGAAGGAUGACUUUGAUUGGACCAUCGGUCACUUGGGACCAACUUUGUCUUCUGAAACCGGCCCUUCCGCUGCAUACAGGGGUUUCAGAUAUGCUUUUAUCGAAGCAUCUAAUCCUAGAAAACAGGGUGACAGAGCAAUCUUGAGAACAAAUAUUACAUUUAAAGAAACAAUCCAGUGCCUCAGUUUCUCAUACCAUAUGUAUGGGACUUCCAAUGGAAUGGGAACACUAAAUGUCUUUUAUACUGGAAGUAAUGGAACAGUCAGCAAUAUAUUCAAACAAAACGGAAAUCAAGGCAAUUCAUGGAAGAGAAUAGCUGUAGAAAUUGCACCAACAAGUGGACUUCAGAUCUAUUUUGAGGGCAUCUGCGGGUCGAGUUACAGAAGUGACAUAGCUAUUGAUGAUGUCAUCGUUAGCGAGGGUAUAUGUGGAUGUGCAAUAGAACCCUGCAGACAUGGAGGAAGAUGUAACCCAGGAGGAACAUCUGGGUACACUUGUACUUGUAAAGGAGGAUAUGGCGGACAUAAUUGUGAACUAUUAGUCAAUUCGAUCCUCUGCACGUUUUCUGAUGGGAUUUGUUCCUUUCUGGCUCAAUCGACAGACGAUGGUGGAGAUUGGAGCUUUGGACAAACAACUCCAAGCAUUGAUACCGGACCUCAGAUUCCAUUGGAUGGCGCGUUUGCUUAUACUGAAUCCACAUUCAAAAGUCAAGGAACAACCUACAUACUGACGACUGCAGGGACUCAGCUAGCUAACCAAUACUGGUGCCUAUCCUUCUAUUACAACAUGUAUGGAAGAGAUACGGGGGCACUAGCUGUAAGGGCUGGCUCCUCUGGAGGACCAUUACCAUACAAGUGGUAUUUGUUUGGCAAUAGGGGUUUACAGUGGCAUUUUCAGGAGUUGUCCAUCCCGCCUUCUCCAAGACUAGUUAUUGAAUUUUUGGCGAUCAGAGGAUGGGGAUAUCGAAGUGACAUUGCCAUAGAUAACGUGUCGCUUACUCCAGGAUUGUGUUCAGUUUGA